CCCCCCACCCCAGCCAACAUCACUCUUCUGCUGCUGCUGCACACCAGACGCAUACAGACACGCAUACAUACACACAACCAAUCAUCUUCUAUUCGCUAACGUCGUCGUCCGGGUGGCAGCAGCAUCCCAGGCAGCCGCGCGCACUACAGACACGCUUUCGUUCCGUAGCCGGACGCUAGAUUUGUCGUCGUCGUAAUCUCGCGGAUAUCACAUCUCGGAAGUCGCGCAGCAGCUAGCGAAAUGCAGAAAUCGGCCAGCAGAUCUCCUACCGCUAUUCGUGAACGAACUCGGCUUAUACUUGAUUGGGACAAGACCUCACCUCGCCAUCACCCUUACCGCAUGAGACGUCUCAGUGGUGGAUCUACUUGCUCAUCUGAUUGUUCCCAACCAAGCCCAAGUUCAGUAAGCUCCUUGCCUGAUUCACCACAUCCGGCCAUCCGGACCUCAAGAGACAUACAAAUUUUUGAACGACUUCGUCGUGUAGUACCGGCAAUCAGCUCGGAAAGGAAUGCUUUCAGGAUACUUGUCGACUAUGUCUCACAAGUGAUGGAACUUGAACAGAGGCUUGAUGAACCUGAUGAAAAGGUGGACGUAAAACCACAAGUAACUCCGAUGAACAUGCCUCCUCAGUUCAGAUAUGGAUACAUGUACCAUAUUCCACCACCAGGAGCCCAUAAUAAUGAGAUAUUCCCAGAUGACCUGGCUGGUGUCGACGUGAGCGCUUUCAAGCAUUUGAUCUGCUCCCAACCAUUUCGUAUCGAUGCCACACUUUUUCAAUAA
Molecule: messenger RNA, 780 nt
Organism: Cylicocyclus nassatus
Lineage: Eukaryota; Metazoa; Nematoda; Chromadorea; Rhabditida; Strongylidae
Source: the annotation of a GenBank genome assembly